AUGACGUUGUUGCUGCUGUUGUUGUUGGCGUUGUUGUUUUUGGCGUUGUUGUUGUUGAUGAUGAUGAUCAACAGCAACAACAUCGAUAAAAACAACACCAACAACAACAACAGUAACAACGUCAACAACAACAACAACAACAACAACAGCAACAAUGUCAACAACAACAGCAACAACGUCAACAACAACAGCAACAACGGUUAUGAAUCGUGUCAGUUGAAAAUUGGCGGGAAAAAUGGAAAAAUGACAUCGCCAGUCGGAUUUGUGACAUUCGCAACGCGAGGAGAUGCUGAGUUGGCUCUGAAGCAAAUACAGGCAAGUUCAGAUUAUCCCCUCAUCCCUUAA
Helobdella robusta is the source of this 345-nucleotide messenger RNA. RefSeq lists its product as hypothetical. Lineage: Eukaryota; Metazoa; Annelida; Clitellata; Rhynchobdellida; Glossiphoniidae. The transcript is spliced from 4 exons. The coding region runs from base 1 to 345 and encodes 114 amino acids. The record is from RefSeq and is a predicted model, not a curated record.